Messenger RNA from Camelina sativa (false flax), 783 nucleotides. NCBI's taxonomy places the organism in Eukaryota, Viridiplantae, Streptophyta, Magnoliopsida, Brassicales, Brassicaceae. The record is from RefSeq and is a predicted model, not a curated record.
AUGCGUAAAGUGGCGAAGGAUCCUGAGGACAAAGUAGAUGUGGAAUUCAGUGAGCUUGGUGAGCACUACGGAGAAGGUUCAGUAACACUAUCAUCUUUUCUUGGUCUUGUCCGGGAACAUGUUCCGGUAGUACUUGAUGACUGGAGGAAAGUCGAUAAGCAGACGAAGGAUACAUUAUGGGAAGCAGUUCAGGCACGAUUUAAUUUAAGAGAAGAGUGGCAGAAGGAUGCUGUUUUAAAACAAAUGGGUGGUAUUUGGAGGAGUGGAAAGUCUAAGCUGUCAAACCAAGUUCGAGAUGCAAAGAGUACUACAGAGAGGAAUUCAUUAAAACCAAGUAACAUCUCAUCUAUUGCAACUUGGAACUCUUGGAUUAAAAGUAGGAGUACAGCAGCUUUUAAGGAAAAAAGCAACAAGUUUAGAGAAAUGAGGAAGAAACAGAUUCCUCACACCACUAGUCGCCAAGGAAUGUUUAGACUAGGUCAAAAAUGUGUAGACCCUAGAACGGUCACUAGAAGUAAGAUCUGGAUUGCAGGACACACACAUGCUGACGGCAGACCUGUGAAGCCCGAGUUUGCUGACACUAUUGAACAAAUCAAAUCACUUGAUAAUCAAAUGGACUCAACAAGCGGUUCUUUUAAUAUUAAAGAGGAUGAUGUGAGCAAAGUGUUGGGAAUUGACAAACCUGGAUGCGUCAAAGGGAUGGGCAGAGGGAUUACUGCUACCAAGCUAGCACACCUUCAUGCCAGAGAUUCUAAAAUUGAAGAAUUGCAAAUCGAGGUUUAG